ACCUCGACCAAUCACUAAAGAGAAAUGUGUACACCUCACUUCCGGUAUAUUUGAGCUACGUUUGGGAGGAGAAGUAGAAGGAGGGAUGGCGCGGUAUUUAAAAGACUGCAGUGUGUCUUGUAAAUACUCAUGGGAUGAGUUGCAGGCUGUUUGUCGAAGACAGAAAUUAGUGUGCAAGCAUCUGGCUGUGACCGAGGACGACUUCAGUGACUAUGUGGUGGAUUAUCUGUGUAAUUAUAGAAAAAUUAAGAGUCAGGAGUUCUUCCUGGUAAAGUGGAAAGGCUACUCAGACUCAGAGAACACAUGGGAACCACACAAAAAUCUCAAAUGCCCCAAACUCCUCCAGCAGUUCCGGCAGGACAUGCGUCUAGCACUGCUUCGUGAUAAUAUGCCUCUGGACUCGAGCUCACUGGAAGCCUCGGCAGUUUCCUUCAUCCUCCAGAGGGCCAAGCAGCGCGUGAAGCUGCAGCGCUGGGAGGAAGAACUGAACCGAGCCUGUCAGCACAAGGGGCGCAUCUUUGUCAGGAAUGACGUGGACCUGGAUGGCCCUCCCAAAGACUUCACCUACAUCAACAACUAUAAGAUUGGGGGAGGUGUGGAGCUCAACGAAGCAGCAGUAGGGUGUGAAUGCACAGACUGUAUUAAAGCGCCUGUAAACGGCUGCUGUGCAGGAGCAUCAGAUAACUGUACAGCAUAUAAUGACAACAUGCAGGUGAAAAUCAGGCCUGGUAUGCCCAUCUACGAAUGUAACUCACAGUGCCAAUGUGGGAUAGACUGCAGGAACAGAGUGGUGCAGAGGGGCAUCCAGUAUGACUUGUGCAUCUUUAAAACAGCUAAUGGAAGAGGCUGGGGUGUGUGCACACUCGAGAGAAUUCCCAAGAACUCUUUCGUCAUGGAGUACCUUGGAGAGGUCAUCACCUCAGAGGAGGCCGAGAGAAGGGGACAGAUGUAUGAUCAGCAGGGUGUCACCUACUUGUUUGAUCUGGAUUAUGUGGCUGAUGUCUUUACUGUGGAUGCUGCCCACUAUGGAAAUAUUUCCCACUUUGUCAACCACAGUUGCAACCCAAACUUGCAGGUGUAUAAUGUUUUCAUCGACAACUUGGACGAACGGCUUCCCAAGAUUGCUUUCUUUGCGACAAGAGCAAUAAGAGCAGGAGAAGAGCUCACUUUUGACUACAAAAUGACAAUUGAUGAGGUAGAUGCAGAAAGCACCAAAAUGGACACUAAUUUCAGCCUGGCAGGAAUGCCGGACAUUCCUAUCAAUCGCAUCCGCAUGGAGUGCAAGUGUGGAGUAGAGAGCUGCAGGAAAUACCUGUUUUAGUCCUGCAAAGAGCAACUCUGUAUGUUACAAUUUGGCCACCUUCUUUUUGUGUUUUCCUCUAUACAAAUGUCUCUCUGCUGUAGUUUUCCAUUUAUGUAAUGGUUACCUUUUAGAUAAACUACUGCACAUUUUCAGUGAUGGUGAUAAUACUAACCGAUUUCCAGUGAUUUUGACCAAAAAAGUGCAGAUCUAUAUUAAAACAUGCAGAGUGUCUGCAUUUUAAUAUUUUUUUAUUAACACAACUUUAAUUAUAACUGAUUUUACUGUUUGCAUUUUUACAACAUUGUUUUUAGCAAUAGUUUUCACACUGUUGUGUAUUUGUGUAUUUGCUGUGUUCUUCAUUGUUCUGAAAUUGUAUUUAUGUUAUUUUAAAAAUUAUUUUAAGUAAAUCUUUCUAUGGUAAAAAUGCAUUAAUUUAUUCCUUCAUUCAUACUUAAUAACUGCUUUGUCCUGGUUAGGAUCGCAGUAGAUCCAGAGCCUAUCCAGGGGCAGGAAUACAUUUUGGAUUAGACGCCAGUCCAUUGCAGACUGUGAUAAAGCAGGUACUCACAGUUGGUGUCUCGCACAUUGAGGAUCCAAGGUUUAAUCAUGAUUUACUGUCUCCCCAUGACUAAAUGCAUCUAGGGUGUUUCCCUGCCUUGAACCCAUGGGCUCCAGAUAUACCAUGACCAUUACCAAGAUAAAGCAGUUACUAAAGAAAAUGAAUUAAUUAAUAUUCUAGAUUGUUUUAAUACCUUUUGAUACACUCAUGAACUUGUGACACACCUAGAAAGCUCAGCAAUGUGGAUUUGCUUUGAAUCAUUUGGCCCCUUUGUGUUAUGAAGCCUUUUUAGAUCUGGUUUAACACAUAACUUCCAAUAAAAUGCAGAUAUACCA
Pangasianodon hypophthalmus (striped catfish) is the source of this 2197-nucleotide messenger RNA. RefSeq names its product SUV39H1 histone lysine methyltransferase a (gene suv39h1a). The coding region runs from base 86 to 1321 and encodes 411 amino acids. NCBI's taxonomy places the organism in Eukaryota, Metazoa, Chordata, Actinopteri, Siluriformes, Pangasiidae. The record is from RefSeq and is a predicted model, not a curated record. The transcript is spliced from 6 exons. Gene Ontology annotation, molecular function: histone H3K9 methyltransferase activity; zinc ion binding; protein binding. Gene Ontology annotation, cellular component: nucleus.